Messenger RNA from Scutellospora calospora, 916 nucleotides. The record is from the annotation of a GenBank genome assembly. Lineage: Eukaryota; Fungi; Glomeromycota; Glomeromycetes; Diversisporales; Gigasporaceae.
UAGGUCGCAAUACGAAGAACUUUUUGACGUUAGUCCCCAAAUGCAAAAAGUCAUUGACGAGGAAUUAUAUACUUACUUGGCUGAUAUUCUUAAGUUAUUGUCUGAGGAAAAAUCCUCUACUAAUAUUAUCGAUUCCCUUGUAGCGUCUGCGCCAACUGACGUUACCAAGAUGAAAAUUUGCCCUAACUGCGAUUUGAAAAAUAUUGAGAAUCAAAAGAAAACAUGCCCUAAUUGUAAAACACAACUGCUGACAUUGACUGCAAUUCAAAAAGAGAAGGGAGUUGAAAUUGACAAUAAUAUAACUAAUCAGCUAACUAAUUUACUCAUCUUUAAACCUUAUAGAAUAAACGAUGAGCAGAAUGUUUCAUAUACUCCUGAUAUUAGUCUUACCCAGCAAUUUACUGAUCAAGGAGCUAAUAUUCCCGAGAUUUAUAUUCCUGACCCGAUUAAUGUUAAUCCUAAUUCUAUCGCAAGCGUUGAACAAGUCCUCUUACAUAUAGAGAAAAUAUCGGGUAUUAGGGAUGGAAUUCGUAAGUGGGUAGUAGUAGCUUGUGACGGUGUCCCAUACCGCUUUGCUACUAAGUUGAAAGAAAAGUUUCCUUGGUUGGUUCUAGUACCUGGGCAAUUACACGAAGAGAUGAAUAUGCUUCAUGCGUAUAUAGAGUUGAACUGGGAAAUUGAUCUAAGACGAUUUGCAAUAUGUCAAGGUUAUCGAACAGAAAAUCAACUCGCCUACUUUAAAAAAUGUACUGAUCAUCAUAAGUCGUGGGAUUCUAUUUGCAUUAUAUAUCGUCAAUCAAUGGCUAUGGAACUUCUAUGGCCAUAUGUAAAAAACCAUUUAAACCCAUCCGUCAAGGGAUAUCUUGCUUGGGUUAAGGAACAGCAGGAUCCACUUUACCUCAUAAAAUACGAACAG